AUGACUGUGAAGAAAAAGGAGACUGGAUCUUCAGUAAACAAGUCAUCAACACCACCUAAAUCUACUGCACGUAAAGAUGCUUCCAGUACAGAUUCCAGUACAAAUAGUUCUAGUAGUUCAUCAUCAUCAACAUCAGGAUCUGAUUCCACAAGUUCAUCUGAUACUGAAAAUUCAUCUACCACUGAAAAUAAUUCUUCUGAAUCAGAAAAACACAAGAAAUCACCAAAGAAAAAAGCUUCCACUUCUUCAGAACCAAAAGUCUCUGAACUUUCUAAAAAACAAUCUUCACCAGACAAAUUUAAAAACAAAACAAAUACCGCUCCUAAAUUAACAGCUGCUAUCUAUACUGAUUCAGAUACAGAUGCAGAGACAAAAACCAAAAGAAAAUUUCCACCUGUGAAACCUAAAGCUACUGCAACAGUUGCAGCAGUUUUAAAAUCACAGGAUAAAAACAAAAAAUCUGAUGUUAAACGUAGUCAAGGACCGAGGUCUAAAGCCACAGCUAUCACUGAUGGAGUUAAGAAACCUGACUCAAAGUCAAAAAGUAUUUUCAGCCCAGAUAAGAUAAACAGUAGUGACAGUGAUCCUCCACCACCAAAACUUACGCCAAUGAAAAGUGCUACUACACAAAAAGCAUUAGUAAAACCCAGACCAAAAGCAAUGGCAAAAUUAAAAAAACACUCCCCAACAACUAAAACAUCCACCUUAACAUCAGCAAGUUCUGAGUCAUCAGAUACAGAUUCAUCUUUAGAUAAGAAGGUUAAAAAAACAACACAAGAACAACACAAAAAGAAACUUAUAAAUAAAACACCGCAGCCUGCUACAAAAGUUACAAGUGCUAACGAAUCUUCAUCUAGUGGUAAGGUCUCUAGAGGACGUGGCCGGCCUAGAAAAUAUCCAGUUCCAGAACCAACUAAAAAUGGUUCAAAUACUAAUUCCAACUCAAAAGCCAGUCAAGACCAAAAACUUGUUACAACUAGAGGAUCUACCAGAGUUAGUCGUAUAUUAGCUGCUAGCCAUAGACCUACGACUGCAACAGAUUCUGAUUCAGAUACAGGAAGUAAAUCAACUAGCACCAGUUGCAAAUCACCUACUAAAAAAGCUCGUGACAAAACCCGCAAGCCACUAAAUUGUAAUGAUAAGAGAUUGAAUAGUGGAGGGCUUGUUGAAUUAGAAGAAAGACUUUGUCCAGUUAAUGGUUGUGAUUCAUUAGGUCAUCUGAAUGGCUUAUAUGAGCGUCAUUUUACUUCAGAAGCCUGCCCCAUGUAUCAUAGAUUAACUAUUAAACAAUGUCAAGAAAAUUUAUCUGAACGACUAAAGAAAAAUGAAGAACGUUUAAAGGGUACAUUAAAAUCUAGUUCAGCCGAACAAAAGAACUAUCGAGAUAAAGUAAAAGAAAUGAGAAAAGAUAUUGAUGAUAAAAAAAAAAAUGAAACAAGUAGUGAUACUUCGCAAAGUGACCAAUAUGCUGGUAAAGAUUUAGAGCCUGAUAUACUCAACUGCUCUAAUAUACCAUCCUAUGAUCUUAAGUUAUUUCAAGAAGCACAAGCAGUAGCCAGUGAGAAAAUUGAAGAAGAUUUAAAACAAUUACCAAAUUUCAAAGGCACAAAGUAUUUAGAAAUGGGAAAAUAUGAAAUGGAAGUUUGGUAUCAAAGUCCAUACCCAGAAGAAUAUACACAAGUACCAAAAUUGUACUUAUGUGAAUUCUGUUUACAUUACAUUAAAAGUAAAACAGUACUAUUUAGACAUAAACUCAAAUGUGUUUGGAAACAUCCACCUGGUGAUGAAGUUUAUCGGAAAGACCGUAUAUCUGUUUGGGAGGUUGAUGAACCAUUUUUGUUUUACAUAAUGACUACUCAGGACGAAGAUGGAUGCCAUAUUGUUGGUUAUUUCAGUAAGGAAAAGAAUUCGUUUUUGAAUUUCAACGUGAGCUGUAUAUUAACUUUACCCCCUUACCAAAGGCAAGGAUACGGCAGACUUCUCAUCGAUUUCAGUUACCUGCUGACUAGAGUUGAAGGAAAAGUCGGUUCGCCCGAAAAACCUUUGUCAGACUUGGGUCUGAUAUCAUACAGAAGCUACUGGAAAGACGUGCUGCUGCAGUACCUUUGCGACUUAGGCGGAAAGCAACUGUCCAUAAAAGACAUGAGUCAAGAGCUGGCCAUCAACUCCUAUGAUAUAGUCAGCACGCUCCAAGCCCUCGGCAUGAUGAAAUAUUGGAAGGGAAAGCACAUCAUACUCAAGAAACAGGAAGUGAUUGACGAGUAUUUGGAAAGGUCAAAACGUCGAGGAUCGGACUACAAAGAAAUCGACGCGAAAUGUCUGCGAUGGCGGCCACGUUCAGCAGCUCCCGCCCCAGCCGGGCCCACGUGA
Messenger RNA from Macrosiphum euphorbiae (potato aphid), 2370 nucleotides. Lineage: Eukaryota; Metazoa; Arthropoda; Insecta; Hemiptera; Aphididae. The record is from the annotation of a GenBank genome assembly.